AAAGAGAUAAAGGGGCAGAUCUAAAUAAACUGAGUGUAUAACACUGUGAAGAUAGGGUCUGUGGACAGAGCAGGAGCAAAGACAGUGAACAGGAACCAUGGGCUCUCCCAUCUGUCUUAUGGUGUUCUUCCUUUUGGCUGCUGAGUCUGUACAUGGACAGGACAGGUAAAUGUUUCAACAAUAUCUUCAUGAAACAUUUUACUGUGCAAUAUCAGUGCAUUCCUGUGUCCUGUAUGUGCACGUAUAUUUGUAUACUUUUACUUAUGUUUUAGCAUUGCACUGUAAAACAUUAUUCAGGUGGUUAGUAAAUUAUACUUGAAACUAUAUUUAUUUUGACAUAAAAAAACGUAGUUGUCAUCUUUACUUCAAUAAUAUAAUUUGUACUUUAUUUCACUUGUUUAACCAACCCCUCCCCCCCCAAAAAAAAUGAAUUCAGCAUAAGAUAAAUGCAUAAUCUAAACAACUGUUUGUGUGUAAAAACAACUACAAGGAAAAUUGUGUUUAACUUACUCAAUUUUCAUAAUAUUUCCUUUCAACUUAAGAACUUUAAGUUCUUCCAACAACUUGCCAUGUGGCUCUGUUUUUAAAAAAACCUUUACGAUACUUUUACACAAUGUUGUAUGCAUGUUUGAAGAAUGAAAAGCACAUUUCUAUAUUAGUAUUUGUUAUGCUAUGAGGUGUAAUGGAUCACGAUGAACGGAUAUCAAAACCGUCGGCCAAAUUGACAUUCAAUGAUGUGACCACCCAUUCUCACUAUUAGUAAGAUCAUCCGUGCCACUCUUGACAAAGGCAAAUACAUCAAUCUACAACGCUUGCAGCUUUACCUCCAGUUAGUGCUAGUGGAACGAGCACUGCGCUCAACAAUUCCUGCUAUAGUGGAUAAAAAUGUCAAGCGAUGAAAUACAUAAAGCCAUGUUUAACACUAAGACACAAUCAAUAAAAGUAACUAAUCAGAAAGAUUAAGUAGAUCGAAUGUACAAUAACAGUUCUGGAUUUGAUCAAAUUGAGUUGUCUCUUAGCCAUUUUUUUUAUACUGGACUUAAUAUAUUAGUGUUUGUGAAACACUAAAAGGUAAGUAUAUUAUACGUAAAAAUACCUCAUGUUGGAAAUCCUCAAAAAGCUGAUGAAAAUAGUUUCCAAAUUUUUUUAAAGUGGAACUUGCACAAUAUUUUCUACAGUGUGUGAUGUCAAUAUUCCAGUUGUAUUCUAAACUAAUGUUUCAACUCAGAUUAAUCUGACUACUUCAAUGCCUCUGAAUGACUUGCACAUUUAGCAUUUUGAUAUACUGGUGUUCAACGAACAUAAAACAUCUUUAGGCUUUUGUCUCUGACCUUAAAGUGAUACUUUAGAUACUAGACUGUUAAAAGUAUUAGGUGGUUGAUUCUAAAUGCUACCUUCUCUCGGCUAUACAGGUUCUUUAUCUCAGCUCCCAAUGUGUUCCAUGUGGGGGUGAAGGAGCGUGUUUAUGUCCAGCUGGGUAAAGCCCUCCUGAAAACACGUGUUACCCUCUACCUGGAACAUGAGAUAACUAGAGAAGUGAUAUCUCAAAAGAACAGCACUGUGUGUACUGAGGAGGUACCGAUCCAAACUGUGGAACUAGAGGUAUGACUUAGUGAGACUUGACUAGAUAAAAUAAGUGACCAUACAGACAGACUAAAGAGACGUCUCCAUAAACAAGAAAUAGGAGAAGCAGUAGUAUUGGUUAUCAUUUAAGUUUCUUCCCCACCUUGCAGGUAGACAGGGACAAACUGCCCACCUUUGUGGAUAUUCCCUAUCUUAUGCUGGUGGCUGAGAUGGAAGGGAACAAAAACAGAGAGAUGGUGAGGGUCUUAGUCUCCCAACACAGAGGCUACAUCUUCAUUCAGACUGACCAGCCUGUCUACCACCCUACACAGCAAGGUAGAUCUGCAGUCUACAUGAAAUAGAACCCUGCUCUUAAAGGGAUACUUUGGGAUUUUGGCAAUUAUCUACUUCCCCUUUAGCCACUUCCCCAGAGUCAGAUUAACUAGUGGAUACCAUUUGUAUGUCUUUGUGUCCAGUAUGAAGGAAGUUAGAGGUAGUUUUACGAGCCGAUGCUAACUAGCGUUAGUGCAAUGACUGGAAGUCUAAGGUAUCUGCUAGGAAACCCAUAUACAUCUGACUCUGGGGAAGUAGAUAAAGGGCCUCACUGCCAAAAUCUUGAAGUACAACUUGAAUAUUGGUAAAUGUGGUCAAAAUACAGAUACUACUUUUGCAAAGGUUUACAAUGAAGAUAAUUUGUAGCGUACAAAAAUAUUAUGAUUUUAAUUUUUUUUACCAGUGAGAUACAGGAUAUUUACCCUAAACCACUCAAUGAGGCCCCAUGAUGAAAAUGUUCAAAUCUCUAUUUUUGUGAGUACAAACUUUUAAUUUCUGACCACAUUCCUUUGUUACAUUUCAUUUCAUUAAAUGUUGAAAUGUUUAUCAUUGUGGUGAUCUUUGAUGCCAAAAAGCUUUUUUUGGAUGUUUGAAAGAGUUGUGAAAUAGUAACUGAUUUGUACCUCCUUGGUAGAAUGCUGCGGGCAACCGGAUAAUGAAGACUCUUAAGAGAGCUACGGAUGGAAUAUUCGCAGAUGCCCCUUUUAAUAUCCCUGAUGUCUCAGAGUACAAUCAUAUAUAUUAUGUGCUGUAGAAAUUCCACAAUUAUUCAAUGUUAGCAUCUAUUAAUUGACUGAUAUUGUGCAACUACCCUUCGUUGAUCAAUUGAUUUUAUGAUUUACUUAAACAAUACAUUAUAAUAAGACAUACUAAUAUCAUACCUGGUGUGUUUUUAUUUUAGAAUGGGUGUGUGGCGGAUUGUGGCUCAUUACCAAGGAGAUGAAAAGAAUGCUGUUACUCGAGAAUUUCAAGUCAAGAAAUUUGGUUAAUAUUUUCUCUUUUUAUCUGCUUUGCUCAACUUACUCUCUAUUUACCAUUUGAAUAUUUCAAGUUUAAAGCCAAUCUUUCUGAAAAUAUUUGACUUAAAUUGUAUUCAUGCUAUUAUUUAUACAUUUUCUUACACAUGGAGAAAGGAUAAGAAAUGUUUUGUUGUUCUGAACAUGUUUUGUUUUAGUGCUGCCAAGCUUUGAGGUGACCGUCAAACCUGAGCAAAGCUACUUUCUGUUGAACACUGAGCAGUUCACCUUCACGAUCUCAGCCAAGUACGAUUUAAUCCUGAUAUCAACUGUUUCCCCACAUUUACUACAUCUAGUUCCUUACAAUUUGUCACGAUCGUCAGGGAGAGAAGUAGACCAAUGCGCAGCGUGAUGAACGAACAUGUUACUUUAUUUAAUAAAGCACGAAACAAAACAAUAAACGACUCGUAACGUCCUUGGUAACAAUGACCAACACGGAACAAAAACCCACAAACACAAAGGAAAAAACAGACAGUUUAAAUAUGGCUCCCAAUCAGAGACAACCAGUCAACAGCUGACACUCGUUGCCUCUGAUUGGGAGUCACUCAGGCAAACAUAGAAAUACAACAUAUAGACUAUCCACACCCUGGCUCAACAUAUAGAGUCCCAGAGCCAGGGUGUGACACAAUUACAUGUAACUUUAGUUCUGGCUAUGUGGUUCUCAUUGAGCCAUUUGUCCAAGUGCAAGUCCUCUAAAUGUUUAUCAAAUCUAUUAAUAUGUUAUAGAACGUGGCCAUAUUUAUCAGUUGGUCUGACUACACUGUAUUUUCCCCAAGGUACUCCUAUGGUGAGAGUAUACAGGGAGCUUUCCACUGCCGGUUUGGAGUGAAGGAGAAAACACAGGGUCCGGAUGGUGAAAAAGAGAAGACUGUCUUCAUCAGAGGAUUGGAGCUGACUGGAUCGGUGAGAGGAUAAAUGUGGCAUAUUUCAAUCAAAAUAUCUGUACUCUGCGAUCAGAGAAGAAGACUCACAAAGCCUAAAGCUCUGGGCGCUCUAAUGGACAACACUAUAGUGGCAGCCAACCUAUUUCUACAUAAAGUUACAACAUUUUGUUUUAAGCAAUGCUUGAGUUAUGGUUUGACUUAAAACCUGUCGCUUGCCUUUUUCUCUCAGAUACAAGCUGGAGAAGGGUCAGCGGUUCUCCAGACAUCCAAGCUCGUCGAGCAACUCCAAUCCAACCUCAACACCACCCUCUCAGACAUGGACCAGAGCGAAGCAAAGCUUUACAUGGCGGUGUCUGUCACUGACAUCAUCAGUAAGGCAGCAGUUGUUGUUCUUAGUUAAAGCAAGAAUAGACUUUUGAAAUGUGAUACAGUCAUACAGUAGGUACAAGACGACUAAACGAUAUUGGUACUGUACUGUCUUUGUACCUUCACCAGGUGGUGAGCUGCAGGAAGCAGAGGUGUCUCUUCCUGUUGUUUCCAAGCGUUACACUGUAGACCUGUCCCGUACCCGCUCUCACUACAUCCCUGGAGUCCCUUUCAGUGUUGUGGUAAGCCUCAAUUUGGAUGACAGAGAUACGUUAGAUAGAACAAUGUCUAUCUGUGAAAUGAUGUACUGUAUAUUUGUUUGUCCGGUAAUCUGUUAGGUGGUGGUACGUCUCCCAAAUGGUUCCCCAGCUGUUGGAGAGCCAGUGAAAAUGCAUCUGAAAAAUCUCCAGGAUGGCGCCCAAACUAUCAAGACUAACGAGGAGGGCGCAGUGUGGCACGAUUUUAACCUUCCCAAUUAUAAUCAUGACAUUACUGUGGAGGUAAGUAUAACAAAAUAGUCCAAAUAAAACAUACAUUAAUCUGAAGCUUCUAGCAGUAGCUUCAAGCAAUACAGUAUAGUCUGUAAACAAAACACUGAAGAAAUCAUAUGAAACUAAAGGCUUCGGAUCAGAUUGUUUCUUCUUUCAUCCCAUGUUUCCCGUCAGGUGACCGUAGAUGGCCAGAAAGAAACCAAAGACGUCAAAUGUGCCUCGUCUCCUGGCAACACCUAUCUGAGCGUGAGCGUGAGCCAAGAGAUUCUGACGGCGGGUCAAUCCCUUUCUGUGACAUUCAAAGUCUUGAAUGGGUCUCCAGAGGAUGGGUUUAUUUACUAUAUGGUGAGAGAUAUCACAAGGAACAGGACAUGGUGGAAAAGUUAUAUAACUGAGAGGAGAAACAAUCACUUUUCUGUUUUUGUAAUCCUCAGGUUUUCAGCCGUGGAGUGCUAAGAAAACAGGGUUCUGUCAAAUCAGGGGAUUUAACAAAGAUUCUGCUUCCAAUCACGCCUGAUAUGACACCCUCCUUCCGUCUGAUUGGCUACAACUAUGAUCAGAAUGGUGACAUCAUUGCUGACUCUGUGUGGGUAGACGUCAAGGACAUUUGUGAGGGGACGGUCGAGGUGAGUGAACAGUGACUGGAGUAGAUCAGCGUCAGCGUUGACAGAGAGAGUUCUUGAUGGUCAGACACUAAUAUGGCCAGAGAACACGAAGAAAGAGAAAUAAAGUGUUGCCGACUGUUAAUAAGUUACAAUUCAGUUCAGAGUAAUUUACUAAUUAUAUAUAUUUGAUGUUAUCAUCCUAAUUUAUUCCUAUGUAUAUUUAUAUGAUCUAGGUAAAGUCAAAAUAUGAAUAUCAACCAGGAAAAACGGCAAAGCUGGAGAUAAACUUAAAUGGUCAGAAGGCCAAUGUUGCCUUGCUGGCUGUGGACAAGGCUAUCUAUGCUCUCAACGCCCACAACAAACUCACCCCCAAACAGGCAAGCUACUCAUUAUUUUUUAUUUUUUUAUUUUUUUAGGGGAUAGAUCAGCUUUAAUAUUGCAGAUAGAUUGUAGCUUCCAUCAAUGUAAUUGUCUGCAUCAUUUCCAAUCCCCCAUAUAUUUUUUUGUAAAUAUACAGGACCAGUAAAAAGUUUGGACAAACCUACUCAUUCCAGGGUUUUUCUUUAUUUUUACAAUUUUUUACAUUGUACAAUAAUAGUGAAGACAUCAAAACGAUUAAAUAACACAUAUGGAAUCAUGUAGUAACCAAAAAAGUGUUAAACAUAUCAAAAUAUAUUUUAUAUUUUAGAUUCUUAGCCACCCUUUGCCUUGAUGGCUAGUUGAAGAAUCUAAAAUAUAAAAUAUAUUUUGAUUAACACUGUUUUGGUUACUUCAUGAUUCCAUAUGUGUUAUUUCCUAGUUUUGAUGUCUUCACUAUUAUUGUACAAUGUAGAAAAUAGUACAAAUAAAGAAAAACCAUUGAAUGAGUAGGUGUGUCCAAACUUUUGACUGGUACUGUAUAUAUAUACAGUGAGGGAAUAAAAGUAUUUGAUCCCCUGCUGAUUUUGUACGUUUGCCCACUGACAAAGAAAUGAUCAGUCUAUAAUUUUAAUGGUAGGUUUAUUUGAACAGUGAGAGACAGAAAACAACACAAAAAUCCAGAAAAACGCAUGUCAAAAAUGUUAUAAAUUUCUUUGCAUUUUAAUGAGGGAAAUAAGUAUUUGACCCCUCUGCAAAACAUUACUUAGUACUUGGUGGCAAAACCCUUGUUGGCAAUCACAGAGGUCAGACGUUUCUUGUAGUUGGCCACCAGGUUUGCACACAUCUCAGGAGGGAUUUUGUCCCACUCCUCUUUGCAGAUCUUCUCCAAGUCAUUAAGGUUUCGAGGCUGACGUUUGGCAACUCGAACCUUCAGCUCCCUCCACAGAUUUUCUAUGGGAUUAAGGUCUGGAGACUGGCUAGGCCACUCCAGGACCUUAAUGUGCUUCUUCUUGAGCCACUCCUUUGUUGCCUUGGCCGUGUGUUUUGGGUCAUUGUCAUGCUGGAAUACCCAUCCACAACCCAUUUUCAAUGCCCUGGCUGAGGGAAGGAGGUUCUCACCCAAGAUUUGAUGGUACAUGGCCCUGUCCAUCAUCCCUUUGAUGCGGUGAAGUUGUCCUGUCCCCUUAGCAGAAAAACACCCCCAAAGCAUAAUGUUUCCACCUCCAUGUUUGACGGUGGGGAUGGUGUUCUUGGGGUCAUAGGCAGCAUUCCUCCUCCUCCAAACACGGCGAGUUGAGUUGAUGCCAAAGAGCUUGAUUUUGGUCUCAUCUGACCACAACACUUUCACCCAGUUCUCCUCUGAAUCAUUCAGAUGUUCAUUGGCAAACUUCAGACGGGCAUGUAUAUGUGCUUUCUUGAGCAGGGGGACCUUGCGGGCGCUGCAGGAUUUCAGUCCUUCACGGCGUAGUGUGUUACCAAUUGUUUUCUUGGUGACUAUGGUCCCAGCUGCCUUGAGAUCAUUGACAAGAUCCUCCCGUGUAGUUCUGGGCUGAUUCCUCACCGUUCUCAUGAUCAUUGCAACUCCACGAGGUGAGAUCUUGCAUGGAGCCCCAGGCCGAGGGAGAUUGACAGUUAUUUUGUGUUUCUUCCAUUUGCGAAUAAUCGCACCAACUGUUGUCACGUUCUCACCAAGCUGCUUGGCGAUGGUCUUGUAGCCCAUUCCAGCCUUGUGUAGGUCUACAAUCUUGUCCCUGACAUCCUUGGAGAGCUCUUUGGUCUUGGCCAUGGUGGAGAGUUGAUUGAUUGAUUGCUUCUGUGGACAGGUGUCUUUUAUACAGGUAACAAGCUGAGAUUAGGAGCACUCCCUUUAAGAGUGUGCUCCUAAUGGAAGCCAGAAAUCUUUCUGGUUGAGGGGGUCAAAUACUUAUUUCCCUCAUUAAAAUGCAAAUCAAUUGAUAACAUUUUUGACAUGCGUUUUUCUGGAUUUUUUGUUGUUAUUCCGUCUCUCACUGUUCAAAUAAACCUACCAUUAAAAUUAUAGACUGAUCAUUUAUUUGUCAGUGGGCAAACGUACAAAAUCAGCAGGGGAUCAAAUACUUUUUUUCCCUCACUGUACAAGCUCCUAUUUACUGAAGAAUAAUAAUAUAUACUGUCUCCUCCACAUUAUUUCCUCUAAAACUCACUCCUUUUAAUUUACAGGUAUAAAUAUAUUGUAUGAAAUAAAGACCAAACGGCUCUUUUUGACUAAUAGUGUGAAAAUGUGUGUGCCGUUCACAGGUAUUCUCGUCGAUGCAGUCCUAUGACCUUGGUUGCUCAUACGGUGGAGGCUCAGAUACAGCCUCUGUGUUCAACGACGCUGGCCUGUCAUUCAUAUCCAACUCAGGAGUGAAGUCUAAGAUGAGGAUUGGUAUGACGAGCAUUGUGUGAUUAAACAUACAUCUGUCUAGUGUCUACACUACUUUAUCUCUGGUCCACAGUUUUUGAAUGAUGUUCUCUGGUAUAGGGUUAAAAUUCCUUUAGGGGGUAGACAACUUAACAUUUCACAGACUUGGAUCCACUCAACUAGACAUGACAUUGGCAGGGACUUAACGGCCAACAUUCAACAUCAAGAAAAAAGACGAAUAAAAGGAGAAAAAAAAACACUCAGACGUACACACAUUUCAACAAAACAUUAAUGACGUCAUACUUGCUCAAAACCUACAUGUUCCCCCAAUGUGCUGAUAUUACAUGUUGAUGUUUUGAUAUGAUCGUCUUCACCCUACUGUACGUCUGUUUGUCUUAGGAUUGAACUGUGAGUCAGGCUUCAGACGACAGAGGCGUUCCCUGGACCUCCAGCAGCAGAUGAUGUCCAUAAGUAUUACAACGUUACUUUUCUCUAAUUGUCUCUAGCUGCUGGCUGAGGCGGUGGGAGAGGGUGUUUGUCAGUCCUGGCAGGUACGAACUAAAACCUUUUGUCGCCCCCUCACCAUCUCUCACUCCCAGAAUCGAGUUACUCAGACGCCAAGCUGCAGGAGUGUUGUUCUCAUGGCUUCACCCUGAUCCCCAUGCUGAAGACGUGUCAGCAGCGAGCCGAGAGAGUGGCACGAGCCAAUAAGGACCCAGUCUGUGUCAAGGCCUUCCUGGACUGCUGCAUAGAGGGAGAGAAACUGAGAGAGAAGAAGAGACGAGACGACGCCCAGACAGGACAUGGCAGGAGUGAGGAUGACUUGAUUGUUGGGGAUAUUACCGUUAUAACAUGUAUAACAUUGUAACAAAAUGAUAAGAACCACUAUUCUUUAGACAGACAUGGGAAUAUUGAAACAAAAUAUCUGACUUGUUCUAAUUUAAUUCAAUGAGAAAACGAUCUUAAAAGGUUGUAUUAUGGUGACUCCCUUGGUCUGCACUCUCUCCUCUCAGCUGCGAGUGCCACAGACGUCGAAGACUUCUUUGACACAACCAAUCAGCAAAUACGCAGAAGCUUCCCCCCAAGCUUUGUGUUCGCAGUGGUCAAUAUAAAAGACAAAGGAAUGUGAGGACAUUCAGACAUUUAGACACACAGUAUAUUGGCGCCUUGUGUCUGAAACACUGUUGUAAUUUGUCUCUCUCUCUCUGUCUCCCUUAGUCAUAUUGUGGCUCUGCCUGAUUCCAUCACCACCUGGGAGAUACAGGCUGUCAGCUUGUCUGCUUCUCAUGGUAACAUCCUCCUCCUCGAUUGGUUCUUAUUCCUGUACCUAGAUAGUAAGGAACCUGUGGUGACAUUCUGGAGAGUAAUGCAUAUGUCUGUGUAUGACCUUCCUGCAGGCAUUUGUGUGGCAGAACCACAUGAGUUCCGUGUGUUUAAGGAGGUUUUUGUCUCUCUGAGGCUGCCGUACUCGGUCAAAAGAUUUGAGCAAAUGUCUAUUGUUCCUAUUGUCUACAACUACGGGAACCAGAAUGCACAGGUAGAGUAAAUAACUUUCUAAAGUACUGCAGUUUUAUACUUCAGAAGCAUAUACAGAAACACCAAAUGCCAUACAGCUGAUGGACCACCUUCCUCCCUGUCAGAUUGCACUCCACAUGGAGCGAAAUGACAAGCUCUGUUCGCCUGGAUCCAGUUCCAUCAAAACCUAUGUCAACAUCACUGUGGAUGCCCACUCCUCCAAAGCCGUCACUUUCUCUGCAGUACCCAUGGAAACCGGCCCUAUACCCAUCAUAAUACGCCUUUAUGACAUAGAGAAUGAGGAUGGCACGGAUGCUAUUGAAAAGAUUCUGAAUGUUAGAGUAAGUAUACGAAAAAAAGAGAGUGAAAAAGUACUACUACAAAAAUAUCUGAGGAUCCAUUACUGUAAAGGUACUGCAUGUAUGUAAUAUAAUAGUUUCUCAUAUUUUAGACGGAGGGAAUAGAGAAGAGAGUGGAGGAAACUCAUUUAGUUGACCUGAGUGGCAAUAUUGGUGAGCUUGCUAACAUAAUAUCUAUGAUAACUACAUUUUGUUCACGGAAUAGUUUAUGACAUAAAAGCACCAACCAGCUUCUCUCGUUCUCUGUUGUCAGGGAAGAGUAGCAAAUCUUUCAUGAUUGACGGAAAGUUACCAGACAACACAGUUCCUGGCUCCAACACCAAUAUCUUCGUCAAGAUGGAAGGUCUGACUCAUUUGCCCUCCAGUCAUUUCUCUUCACAAAAAUAUUGUCAGUUUAAUAUCCAUUUUCAUCCAUUCCCCAGGGGAGGUGUUUGGCCAGUCCACUGCCAGGACCCUGCUCUCUCCCGAUGGGGUUAAAGGCUUGCUCAAAGCUCCUCAUGGAUGUGCAGAGCAGACUAUGAAACGUAUGGCUCCCACAGCCCUGGCCCUCCGCUACCUGGACCUGAGCCAGCGUUGGUAUGAGCUGACCCCUGGCAUCAGAGAUACGGCCCUCCAGUUCACAGAGCAAGGUGUGAGAGAACUAUAAUGAAGAUGCUUUAUUUUAAUUUAUAGUAAGAAACACAAAAUCCAAUAUUCUUUCUUCUUUGGAGGGAGGGAGGGAGGGGGGGUCUUCUUUUUUCUUGGUGUAGGGGGGGGCGGGGGGGAGGGAGGGAGGGAGGGAGGUCGCGAGCCGGGAGAGAGUAGGAGAGAGAGAGAGGAGAGAGCUGCGUAGCUCUCUCGCUCUCUCUGAGAACUCUCUCUCGCUCUCUCGAGCAUCGAACUCACUACUCUUUCUCUCACGUUCGUUGUCUCUCCUCUCUAUCUGCUCGAGAUCUCUCUCCUCUCUCUCUAUCUCUCUCUAUCUCUCUUCUCUCUAUCUCUCUCUCCUUACUUUAUUUAUCUCUCUUCUCUCCUCUCUCUCUCUCUCUCUUUAUUUAUUUCUCUCUCUAUCUCUCUGUCAGGCUAUAUGAGAAUUUUGACGUUUAAAAAGGGUGAUGGAUCGUAUGGAGCUUGGACGAGCCAUCCAACCAGUUACUGGUCAGUACAUCUCUCUUUACGUUGCUUGUUUUUGUUGUACUGUAGUUUUCUGGCUGUCUGGAACAAAAGUCUGUACACACUGCAACUCUCCAGGACUGGAGCUGGCCGAUCCUAUCAUAGUGUUUGAUACCCUUCCUCUCUAGGCUGACGGGCCUUGUUGUGAAAGUGAUGUCUCUGGUGGCAGAACUUCAGAAUUCAGGCAGAGGAGAGAAGGGGAGACAGGCACAGGGUGUGUCUGAGGAGGAAAUCAGUCAUUCAGUCAGAUACCUCCUGGUUAAACAGAAGGAGGAUGGAUCAUUCUCGGACCCUAACCCAGUAAUACACAGGGAAAUGCAGGUAAAGGAUUAUUCAAAACACUUGCCAUACUACGUCAAUUGCACACAAGGUCCAACCGAAAUUUGACUUCCGCUUUUAACCCAACCCCUCCGAAAGACACACAUACAUAGACAGGUUUUGGAGAGGUGUGGCGGGGCUUCCACACUGGGCGCCUGGGGAGCUGUUGUUGUGUGGGUGUUAAGUGCCUUGCUCAAAAGCACAAUAGCAGGCAAUGGCAUCUAGGAUUUGAUACCAGCAACCCUCCGGUUGCCAGCUCACUUCCUGAUAGAUUUUUCCAGUCAGACACAGGACUUGAACUGGCAACCCUACUGUAUUUCAACAGUGGUGUUUUCUCUUUGUCUCUAGGGAGGCAUUGGAGGGAUAGAGGGAGAUGUGUCCAUGACUGCUUUCAUAACUGUGGCUCUAAAUCGCUCCCUCCCUUUCCUGACAGAAAACAAGGACCAGAACAAUACGGUAAGAUAGGUGGACAUAUUUCCUUACUAAUUCAGAAGUGUUUAGUAUAGUGUACUAUUUUAUAGUGUUACCAAUUAACCGAUUUCAACCUAAUCAUCCGUCUAUAUCAUCCGUCUAUAUCAUCCGUCUCCAUCCUGGAGAAAAAACAACAACAUUUGAUACAAUCAUCAAAUACUUCUCUUUUUAACCAGAAUGGCUAGCUGCUUUGUGUUUUUGUGUGUGUGUAGAAAGACAGCAUCGUCAAAGCCACAAACUACCUGCUCUCACGUGUCGAGGGGCUACAGAGGCCCUACGCUGUGGCCAUAACAGCCUACUGCCUGUCAGUCUGUCUGUCUGACCGGACAAAGGCUGAGCCUGCCUGGGAAAAACUCAAAGGACUAGCAACUGAAGGUAUAUAUCCUAGUCCUAUUACACCACUAUUGUAGGUCAAAAUGGUGUGGGCUGAUGGGGGAUUGCUACUAACAUUGAUAUUAUUUGACUCCUCUUGACAGGGAAAGAUCAUUGCCAUGGGUGGUAUGCUAACGCUGGAAUGGUGAAUGAGGAAAAUAAACGUUAUGUACCGACAACAGAGGCCAUAACAGUAGAGACUACAGCCUACGCCCUGUUAACUGCAGUGGCUCAUAAGGACACAAUGUGGGCAGACUCUGCAGCCUGCUGGCUGACUUCACAGGAGAACUAUGGAGGAGGCUUCAAGUCCACACAGGUGAGGUGAGAUACAGUGCAUUCGGAAAGUAUUCCGAUCCCUUGACUUUUUCCACAUUUAGUUACAUUACAGCCUUAUUCUAAAGUGGAUCUACACUUGGGCCUCCAGAGUGGCGCAGUGGUCUAAGGCACUGUAUCGCAGUGCAAGCUGCGUUACUACAAGUCCUGGUUCGAUACCGGGCUGUGUCGCAGUCGGCCACGACCGGGAGAACCAUGAGGCGACGCACAAUUGGCCAAGUGUCGUCCGGGUUAGGGGAGGGUUUGGCCGGCCGGGAUGUCCUUGUCCCAUCGCGCUGUAGCGACUCCUGUGGCGAGCCGGGCACAUGCACGCUGACACGGUCGCCAGGUGUACAGUGUUUCCUCCGACACAUUGGUGCGGCUGGCUUCAGGGUUAAGCGUGCAUUGUGUCAAGAAGCAGUGCUGAUUGGCGUGGUUGUGUUUUGGAGGACGCACAGCUCUCGACCUUCGCCUCUCCCGAGUCCAAACAGGAGUUGCAGCGAUGGGACAAGACUGUAACUACCAAUUGAGGAGUAAAUAAAAAAUAAUACAUCUACACUCAACACACCAUAAUUACAAAACAAAAACAGGUAUUUUGAAAUGUUUGCAAAUGUAUAAAAAAAUUAUAUAUGUAUCACAUUUACAUAAGUAUUCAGACCCUUUACUCAGUACUUUGGUGAAGGACCUUUGGCAGCGAUUACAGCCUUGAGUCUUUUUGGGUAUGACGCUACAAGCUUGGCACACCUGUAUUUGGGGAGUUUCUCCCAUUCUUCUCUGCAGAUCCUCUCUAGCUCUGUCAUGUUGGACGAGGAGCGUCACUGCACAGCUAUUUUCAGGUCUCUCCAGAGAUGUUCGAUCGGGUUCAAGUCCGGGCUCUGGCUUGGCCACUCAAGGACAUUCAGAGACUUGUCCCGAAGCCACUCCUGUGUUGUCUUUGGCUGUGUGCUUAGGGUCAUUGUCCUGCUGGAUGGUGAACCUUCGCCCCAGUCUGAGGUCCUGAGCGCUCUGGAAUAGGUUUUCAUCAAGGAACUCUCUGUACUUUGCUCCGUUCAUCUUUCCCUCGAUUCUGACUAGUUUCCCAGUCCCUGCCGCUGAAAAACAUCCCCACAGCAUGAUGCUGCCACCACCAAGCUUCACCAUAGGGAUGGUGCCAGGUUUCCUCCAGAUGGGAUGCUUGGCAUUCAGGCCAAAGGGUUCAAUCUUGGUUUCAUCAGACCAGAGAAUCUUGUUUCUCAUGGUAUGAGAGUCCUUUAGGUGCCUUUUGGCAAACUCCAAGUGGGCUGUCAUGUGCCUUUUAUUGAGGAGUGGCUUCCGUCUGGCCACUCUACCCUAAAGGCCUGAUUGGUGGAGUGCUGCAGAGAUGGUUGUCUUGUAAGGUUCUCCCAUCUCCACAGAGGAACUGCGGAGCUCUCUCAGAGUGACCUCCCUGACCAAGGCCAUUCUCCUCCGAUUACUCAGUUUGGCCAGAUGAUCAGCUCUAGGAAGAGUCUUGGUGGUUCCAAACUUCUUCCAUUUAAGAAUGAUGGAGGACACUGUGUUCUUGGGGACCUUCAAUGCUGCAGAAAUGUUUUGGUACCCUCCCUAGAUCUGUGCCUCGACGCAAUCCUGUCUCGGAGCUCUACGGACAAUUCCUUCCACCUCACGGCUUGGUUUUUGCUCUGACAUGCACUGUCAACUGUGGGACCUUAUAUAGAGAGGUGUGCCCCUUUCCAAAUCAUGUCCAAUCAAUUGAAUUACCUCUGGUGGACUCCAAUCAAGUUGUAGAAACAUCUCAAGGAUCAUCAAUGGAAACAGGAUGUACCUGAGCUCUAUUUCGAGUCUCAUAGCAAAGGGUCUAAAUAUUUAUGUAAGUAAGGUAUUUCUGUUUCUUAUUUUUAAUAAAUGUGCAAAAAUGUAUAAAAACCUGUUUUCGCUUUGUCAUUAUGCGGUAUUGUGUGUAGAUUGCUGAGGAUUUUAUUUUAUUUAAUCCAUUUUAGAAUAAGGCUGUAACGUAACAAAAUGUUGAAGAGUCAAGGGGUCUGAAUACUUUCCGAAUGCACUGUACUGAUGGAGAGCUGAACAAUGCCUAAACAUGAUGUGGUUGCUUCAUUGCCUCCUAGUGGUAAUAGUUUCCUUGUUCAUAGUUAGAAUGUUUUGCUAGUUUUCCGCCUUCAUAUUCAGUCAAAUAAUACUGAUACAGUGACCCAGGGGUUAUAGUCCCUCUCAUUGAGAGUCGAUGGAACAUUUACGUUCUACACCAUUUGGUAGAAAUAACAUGUUAAAUGUCUACCUUUAAUUUGUAUCCAUUCUAUGCAUUCAUCAUAAUGUCUUUAGGAUACUAUAGUAGCUUUGGAGGCUCUCUCUGAGUAUGCACUGAACAGGCCCCAACCGCCCAUCACAGAAGUGAAGGUACAGUUCACUAGUCCAGGGAAGAGCGACGUUCAGAAGCUGUCAUUGGACAACAAGGGGGAGAAAGUAGAAACAGAGCUGAAGGUAUACCACUCCAACAGUCACACACACACACACAUGCACACACACACACACACACACACACACACACACACACACACGUAUACACACACGUAUGCACACACACUCACACAUACACACGCAUGCACACACAUUCACACACACACACACACACACACACACGCAUGCACACACACACGCAUGCACACACACUCACACACACACACACGCAUGCACACACACUCACACACACACGCAUGCACACACACUCACACACACACACACAUACUCACAGACACACGUAACUCUCUCUCUCUGUCUCUACUCCCCCAGAAACUGAUUGGUAAUGCUAUCAUUAACGUAGCGCUAACGGGACAGGGAAAAGCCAAGAUGAAGGUGGGAGUCUUUAUCAUCAAAACAGAUUUAUUGAUGUUCAUUCAAACUGGUAACAUAUUGAUCUGUCUGGCAGGUUACGAAGGCUUACCAUCUACUGGACACCUCAGACGACUGUAACCUUCUGUCAAUCACAGUCAAAGUAGAGGGGAAAGUAGAGUACACUGGUGAGCGUGCAACACUGAUCCAACACUCCCUUUACUCCAGGUUAGGAUGUGUGUGACUGAGUUAUGAUAACACUUUGUUUCAUCAGCCCAGAUUGUUGAAGACUACAACGACUACGGAGACGGAGACGGAGAGAAAAGGGAGGAAGAGGACGUCCCCCGAUCAGCGAUUGAGUGGUUCGAUGCUCGCAGCAGACGCAGGAGAGAUACUCAGGAAAGCCGGAAUUCCCAAAAUGCUGUUGAAUACGAAGUCUGUGUCAGGUCAGUUAAACAGAGACUGAACUGAUUCUGUCAUGAAUAUAUAAAUCACAACAGAUUUGUGACUGGGAUGAAUAUCUUCUGACGGCAUAGGAGAUAGGGCACUGCUUUUUCAGUAAUCUAACUAACUUGUAUUCUUUAGUCAUAGUCUGAGCAGGAACCUCACAGGAAUGGCCAUAGCUGACAUCACACUGCUCAGUGGCUUUGAAGCAGACACUGAUGACCUGGACAAGGUAAAUCAUCAUUGACAUCAUCAUCGGUAUCAGCAUCAAAUCCUUCAUCAUCCCCAAAUUGAAAUGAUCAAUCAAAUAGGAAUAGGAAUUAUAGAUAUUAACAUUGGAUGGGCCUUUCUGGCUUGGACAAAGCUUACUUACUUAUUUAAUUUAAUUUGUAUAUUCAAUAUUUAGUCCCUUUCUCCCUUCCCCCUUGUCAUCCCUUGAUCAUUCCUUCCUCUCUCCCUCUGUCUCUAAUUGUUUUCUCUCCACAGCUAAAGAACCCGGAUGAACAGUACAUCUCUCACUAUGAGGUCUCACAUGGCAAAGUGCUGUUGUACUUCAAUGAGGUGAGACUCAAACAGACAUAAAUACACAAGCUACUCAGUAGAACAGUGUGAAAGCUAAAAGGGCUUUUUUCUCUCUCUGUCCAGUUGGAGGAAAGGGAGUGUGUAACAUUCAGGGCUGUGCAGACAGUACUGGUAGGUUUACUGCAGCCUGCUCCAGCCACAUUCUAUGACUACUAUGAACCAGGUAUGCAAGGCUUUCUUUUCAUAUUUCUUCUGUACUUUUUUUUUUCUUGAUUGAUCUUUUGUCUCUGUCAAAUAGUCUUCUGAUUAUUUUAGCCAUCACUAAACAAUCAAGCAUAAUUUGACUACUCUAAAUAGGAGAGCGCGAGCCGAGAAGAGAGAGAAAAAAAGAAGAGAGAGAAAGGGAGAGCAAGAGAAAACAGAGAGAGAGAGAAAGAGAGAGAGAGGAAGGGAGAGAGAGAGAAGAGAGAGGAGAGAGAGCGAGAGAGAGGGAGAGAGAGAAGAGCAAAGAAGAAAAAGAGAGAGAGAGAGAGAGAGAAAGAGAGACAAAAAAAAAGAGAGCGAGAGAGGAGAGAAAAGAAAAAAAGGAAGAAGAGAUAAAAAGAGAGAGGGAGAGAAAAGCGAGAGAUAAAAGAGAGAUCUAGAAGACAGAGAAUCGAGAUAGCUAGAAGAGAACAUGCAGACUAGAAUGCGGGGAAACGAAGAAAAAUAAGCGAUAAGAUGAGCUCUCUAGUGGAGAGAAGUACCUGAUCUCAGAUAUCUAGAAUCACGCUCGCCUGAUCUCUCGCUCUCUCUCUCGCUCUCUCUCCUCUCUCCCCCUCUCUCUCUCUCCCUCUCUCCCCCUCUCUUUCUCCUGUCGCUCUCACUCUCCUUUCUCUCUCUCUCUCUCUCUCGCUCUCGCUCUCACACACACACACAAUCACAGACAGAAAGUGUACUACUUUCUAUGCUGCACCAAACAGAAGCAAGAUGGUUUCAACCCUGUGUGCAGGGGAUGUGUGCCAGUGUUCAGAGAGUAAGUUGUUAUUUCCAUCACUAUCACAUCACCAACACAUUCUCUCAGUUAUCCUAUUGAAGUAUUCUCUUAUAGGCGGGAUUUGCACUUUUGGGACUAUUCCAUUGGUUCUGGAUUCAUUGGUUAUGACACUAAAGAAACUCCCAUUGUUUCUCUAGGGCCCUGCCACAAAGAGAAGGAGACUUUUGGACCACUGAAGCUAGAGAAGAAAGAUCGUUUUGAACAUGCUUGCUAUUCCCCCACUGUGGAUUACGGUCAGUAGACAAUUUAGCUAUGAGUGUGACACAGAAGUCAAUAAUUUAACAUUUACAGUAUGGGACAAAUAAGGUGAAGCUAGUAAUUCGUUUUAAAUCUGGUUGCUUUAGGUUUCAUUGUCCAAGUCAUCAGUAUAUCUGUGAAGAGUAACUUUGAACUCUACACCACUAAUGUGACUCAAGUCCUUCGAGCCAGUAAGUAAUAAUACCGUUAUUACAUCCUGACCUGAGAUCUGUGUCUGUAACUUGAAUUGUCAUGAAGACGUAACACCAUAGACAGUACAUUUACUUCUUUCUACGGUCUCUGGUAACUCUGUGUAUUACAGAAGUGAUCCUGACGUAACACCAUAGACAGUACAUUUACUUCUUUCUACGUUCAUGGUAACUUUGGUAACUCUGUGCCUCUUUCUGCCAGCUGGAGAUGUGAAGCUGGAGGAGAGCACAGUGCGAGUGUUCGCCAAGAGGCUCCAGUGUAAAGGACAGCUAGAGACAGGGAAGAAAUACCUCAUCAUGGGUAAAGAUGGCGCCACCACCGACUCUAAUGGCCAGUAAGUUCUGUAUAUGAUGUCAUAAGACAACUGAAGAUGUGUUUCCCACUAAGGUCCUACUCUGUGAAAAUUGGACCUCCCUGGUAAUUGUCUCACCAUUUCUCUGUUUGUCUUUUAGGAUGCAAUACCUUUUGGAAUCAAAUACCUGGAUUGAACAAGUGCCUGAUGGGAAAAAGUGCAAAGGAUCUAACAACAGGCCUACUUGCAAAAAAUUUGAUGACUUUGUAUCUGAGUACAUGUUGAAUGGCUGCACCCAGUGAUUGGGUCACUGACAUGCUAACAUACAUACUCAACACAUCAUCUACAAAAUGAAAACAUGUAAUCGAGUCAUAUAAUUCAGUACUUGUAACAUCCACUUUCAAUAAUUCUCAAGAUCAAUAAAAUGGCAUUUCAACCACAACA
This is a messenger RNA of Coregonus sp. 'balchen', 18505 nucleotides long. The record is from the annotation of a GenBank genome assembly. Lineage: Eukaryota; Metazoa; Chordata; Actinopteri; Salmoniformes; Salmonidae.